CGCGGGUGGGAAUGAAAGUAAAGUGCGCGCGCCUCGGAGCCCGGCGGAUGUUACACCCAGACCGAGAUAUGGAAUUGCCUUCUUGCUCCAGUUACCAGUUCUUGUUUUAAUUAAUUAAUUUAUUUUUUUUUUAACCUGGACUUCUCCUUUUUCUUCUUCUUCUCUUCAUCAUAUAAUCAUCAUCAUCAAACAAGCUUUUCCUUUCUCUCCAGCAUCAUCAUCAUCAUCAUUCUCUUCUUUGGUUCCGGGCGGAUCCGGUGCAGUUUUGCGCGAAUAAACCCCAGCGCGCUCCAUAUGGGUCGCGGGAGAUGGCCCCGUGUCGGCGCGUGAUUUGGCCUCAGAGGGUCCUGCGGAGGGGAAUCUGAGAUGGGUUUCGCGGCGGUUUCGGCCACAGCGGAGCCUCGGCGCUCAUGGAGCCGCGCGGCCAGGGACUGGCUCUGGGUCGCGGUGCUCUCUCUGCUCGCCACUCUGCCCGUGCAGCGCCUCCGCGCCUUCCCGUCUUCCCUCAGCGACUGCCAGACGCCCACCGGGUGGAACUGCUCGGGUGAUGAUGACCGGGACACAGAUCUCUUCCUGUGUGACACCAACACCUGCAAGUUUGAUGGCGAGUGUCUCAGAAUCGGGGACAUUAUAACCUGCAUCUGUGAUUUCAAGUGUAACAACGACUACGCCCCAGUGUGCGGCUCCAAUAACAAGUUCUACAAUAACGAGUGUUUGCUCCGGAGGGACGCCUGCAAACAGCAGACCGAGAUCCUGGUGGUGUCUGAGGGACCCUGUCCUAUCGAGGCUGGAUCUGGAUCUGGGGAUGAAGCAGGGAACGAGGGCUCGGCCGAGAACGGACAGAAGGAGACGUCCACCUGCGAUAUCUGCCAGUUCGGGGCUGAGUGUGACGUGGAUGCAGAGGAUGUAUGGUGCGUGUGCAACAUCGACUGUUCACACAUAAGCUUCAACCCGGUGUGCGCGUCAGACGGCCGCUCGUACGACAACCCGUGCCAAGUGAAAGAAGCGUCGUGUCAAAGACAGGAGCACAUCGAGGUUAUGGACUUGGGUCACUGUCAAGGUGGCAGGAUAACAGGAAACAAACCCGGGGAUGGACACUACACCAGAGCCGAAUUGCCAGAAGUGAAGCCAGAAGUGUCGGAAGUGGCACAAGGGAUCUACAUCCCUUGUCCAGAACGAUUCAAGAACUACUGCAUACACGGAGACUGUGAAUACCCGAGCAAGCUUUCCACACCGUCCUGCAGUUGUCACUCAGGCUUCAGCGGCCCACAGUGUGACACCAAGGAGUACAACGUGCUGUAUGUGGUGCCGGGUUCCGGAAAAGCCCGCUACGUCCUCAUCGCCUCCAUCAUCGGAGCCCUGCAGGUGGCCAUCAUCUGUGUGGUGGUGCUGUGUAUCACCCGGAAGUGCCCACGGACUAACCGUAUCAACCGUCAAAAGCAAAACGUCACGCACUACAACUCGGAGAACACCCUGCGCGCCUCCACUCGCCUCAUCUAAGUGUCAAGGAGAAGCCUCACAACCGUGGGAUCUGUAGAAACAAGAGAUUAAAGAUACAAAAACAGCCACUUCUUCCUGCCUCCUGGUGCAAAAAAGAUGGACCAUACUGGAGCGUACGACUGGACAGAGGGGAAGGGGUGAUGGUGGGGGUGUAGGUGAGGCUGAGUGGGGUGACACGUGGUGCCUUCUACCUGUGGCACAGGACACAAACUGAGAGCAUCUUAGGACAUUACCUUAGGACAAGUCCUACUAUUUGGUUACGUAUGGGUAAUAUUUCCACUAGUUUCUUUGUUUUGUCUUGGUGGGGUCUUUUUCUGUAAAUGUAAAUAAAUAAUUUAUAUCACAAAACAGAUAAUAGCAUGCAACUGUAUUUUUAUGGCGGGUGCCAAUUUGGCAAGAAUAGGGGUUCUUAACUUUUUUAUAGACGACACUACAUCUGUGGGUUAAUGUAAAAUUUUAGAGUAAUGAUUUUGCUAUGGACACCGUCUCACAGCCUGGUAUACGUUAUGUGUUACACCUGUUCUGACCACUAGGAGUAGAUUUGUGCAAAAUAAUGUAACUUCUUGUGCCUUAGAUCAGAGCUUAUCAGAACUGACCCAUUAAAUGCAAUUACAGUUGUAACAUCGUAACCGACACUGGUAGUCCUAAAAUAUAUCUAUAUAUAUCUAUAUAUAUUUAU
This is a messenger RNA of Clarias gariepinus (North African catfish), 2179 nucleotides long. It is a transcript of the gene tmeff2a, whose product is annotated as transmembrane protein with EGF-like and two follistatin-like domains 2a. The record is from RefSeq and is a predicted model, not a curated record. The transcript has 10 exons. NCBI's taxonomy places the organism in Eukaryota, Metazoa, Chordata, Actinopteri, Siluriformes, Clariidae. Bases 367 to 1500 code for a protein of 377 amino acids. Gene Ontology annotation, molecular function: protein binding.